AAAUACUUUAGAAAUAAGAAAUCAUAAAAAAUCACUUAAUUAAACUCUGAAACUCCAUAUUCAAACUCUGAAUCUAUUUCCAGAAUUCUCCAAUUCUUCCAAAGCCCUAACAAUUGAAAACCACCACAUUGCCCAAAUUCGAAAUUGCGAUUGCAGUUUGUUCUUUCUCGCUUCGAACAGACAUAUGGAGAAGCUUAUGGGAGUCGAACUUUGGCACUAGAGUCACGCGUGGGGGAGUUGAACGGUGACCGGAAUAGAUUUUAGGGUACGCGUGUAAAGUGAUUAAAAAUCGUGUUGGUUGUCUACCUCUUGCUAUUUCGUCGUUCACAGGGUAUGGGAAUCAGUAAAACAGAAGUAAACUUAAGGAGGUUGCUUGCAGCUGCCCCUCAACAGCAAAACCAGGCAAAACUGGUGCAUUAUGUUGCUACUUUACGUGAACAAUUGGAGCAAUUGGGUGAAGAAAAGACACCAGAGGGCUUACCAAGGAUUUCAAAGGCUACGUUGAAUGAAUACUCAGAGAAGGUUGAAGCCAUUGCUUCCAAAUUGGUUAACCAUGUGACUGACCCACAAGUAUCCGAGAAGGUUGUUGAAAGGAGUUUUGUUAAAGAAAACUCUUCUGAAAUUGAGGAAAAAAAGCAGAUACCCCUUUCUUCUGGGUUGAGAAGAAGACCUGUACCCACAUCAAAUACAGAAGAUAAAGCACACGAGCUUGCUGAGACUGACAAUACAUCUGUCAAACUGGAUGCUGGUGCACACGCACACAUUGAAAAGCACAGAAUGCUUCAAGAAGAUUUGACUGAUGAGAUGGUGGUGUUGGCAAAACAACUCAAAGAGGGUAGUCUCAUGAUGAGCCAGUCCCUGCAAAAUACUGAAAAGAUUCUUGAUUCUACGGAGAAGGCUAUUGAGCAUAGUUUGGCAAGCACCGGUCGUGCCAAUGUGCGAGCAACGGCAAUCUACUCCGAGAGUUCCAAGACUUCUUGCUUAACAUGGCUUAUGAUGUUUGUGAUGACGGUUGUAUUUGUCAUGGUUAUUCUUCUAAUCCGUAUAACAUAGUGUACUUCUGUUCACGGGUAAAACAAAUAAUUCCCAAUAUGACUUCCUAUAAUGUACAUUUUUAAUUUCCGGUCACUCACAGUUAAUCUUGAAAAUGUUGACAUUGAUUAAAA
Vigna unguiculata (cowpea) is the source of this 1166-nucleotide messenger RNA. RefSeq lists its product as uncharacterized. The record is from RefSeq and is a predicted model, not a curated record. NCBI's taxonomy places the organism in Eukaryota, Viridiplantae, Streptophyta, Magnoliopsida, Fabales, Fabaceae. Gene Ontology annotation, cellular component: SNARE complex; endoplasmic reticulum. Gene Ontology annotation, molecular function: SNAP receptor activity. Gene Ontology annotation, biological process: retrograde vesicle-mediated transport, Golgi to endoplasmic reticulum.